Molecule: messenger RNA, 561 nt
Organism: Macrobrachium nipponense
Lineage: Eukaryota; Metazoa; Arthropoda; Malacostraca; Decapoda; Palaemonidae
Exons: 1
Coding region: 1-561 (186 amino acids)
Source: RefSeq, a predicted model, not a curated record
AUGAAAGGCCUAAACCCUCAAACCACCACAACAUGGCAACAGCAACACUGCCAACACCUACCACAACACAACCCGCCCCCACAACACACAUCACACCCUCAACACCUACAACAACAACACACAUCAAACCCUCAACACAACCCACCACCACAACAACAGCACAGGAACUAUGACCACAGACAAACACAACAGAAACCCCCCACCAGGCAAAAACAGGACACAAUAACUCAGCCAAAACAAAACCCGCAACAAAAUCCACCCACACAGCAGCCACAUCAAGACGAACGAAAGCACAAUCAUAGAGACCCCAGACAGACACAAAACCAUGCCACUCCCAACCCACCCAUACUGGCCUCAAACCCCACGCCCUUCUCCCCCUACUCCACAUCACUUCCAAAAACCCCCCUACUUCCUACCCCACCCAAUCACAGUUACACACCCCCACCUCCAGCUUCACCCAUGACAAUAGCACCUAUGCUGACAGUCAGAACAGCACCACAGAGAAGUCACCCAAGAAAGGCCCCUUCCUUUUCAUUCAAGAGGAAUUCAGGGGGAAAGUAG